Molecule: messenger RNA, 408 nt
Organism: Hydatigera taeniaeformis
Lineage: Eukaryota; Metazoa; Platyhelminthes; Cestoda; Cyclophyllidea; Taeniidae
Source: the annotation of a GenBank genome assembly
AUGAACCAGAUCAUGGAGACGGACACGGUGGUAAAUUUGCUGAAGAAGCUACACAAAGAGUUGCCUGCGGACUCCGUGCUAAAGUUCAUCAAGUGCUGGUUGGGAGACCCUGAAGCCCUCAAUGAUCCUGACUGCUGUGUCCUCAGCCGGCCCGACGCUAAGGGGCGCAUGCGUCGCAUCGACGGUGGGAAGGGCUCGGAUAAGACGCUGAGCAUUUCUCACUUCUGCCAUUGCGGUGCUCUGGGACAAGUUGCAUUUUUCACAACUCUUCCAUUCCCUUUUAUUGGGACCUUGGCUAAAGACUAUCUGAUAAAUCGACCAUUGAAGCGCAAUAUGUGGCUCUGGCUUAGAAAUGUGUUCUCUUCGUCACCCCGCAUCUCUAUUGUUCGCGUCCUUGUUGAAUUCUAA